Messenger RNA from Owenia fusiformis, 1573 nucleotides. Lineage: Eukaryota; Metazoa; Annelida; Polychaeta; Sabellida; Oweniidae. The record is from the annotation of a GenBank genome assembly.
AGUAAUGAGAGCAAAAUGUGGACUUAAACCAAAUUGGGUUAGAAUAAUAUUCUACUUUAUAUGCACAUAUUGACGUAUAGAUUGGUAGUUACAGACUUGGAGCAACGCGUUGAAGUUCUAAUAUUUGGAAUUUUAGUUUUGCCACAAUAUGCGUUGUGUAUAAUAUGAUAGCUAUGUCAAGUUGUGUAAUAUAUCGUGGUUGUGUGUUGCUGAUUUGUUGUAUUGGGUUGGUACACGGCCUUGAGUAUUGUACCAGUUACUGUGAUCGACGUGGGGCAUGGCAUCCAGGGUUUGUAUGUGGUAUGUUCAUUAAACCACCAGUGGCACAAAAAGGAACAGUUGCACUCAAAGAAACAGUUCAACGCCACGGAACAAACACUACACUCUACUGUUGUGGAACCCAGAGCUUCAGAUUCUGCUGCAAUGACCCCGACUCAAGUAUUGCCGGCCUCUAUCCCGAGCGCUACCACUGCGUAAGAAACAUGUCUCAUAGAUGGAGGAUCGUCCUUGGUGUUUUCACGGCAAUUAUAAUUCUCCUAACAUGUGGUAUGUGUUGUUUCUUUGGUUGUUCCAAAGCGCAGUUUACAGCCACUAGAUCAAGAACAAUGGCAAGCCGUACAAGACAAGACACAAACAACAAUUCACAAGCGACUAUUCGUGCCAAUGGAGGAAUAACAGAACACGAAGAAAUUAUUCUUUCGGCCGGACCUGUUCCAGAGUUUAACUAUCCAAUCUAUCAACCCCCGGCGUACCAUGAGAUAGCGGGAGACCCCCCUCCAUUUACAGAACAAUCACAAACCAGUCAAAUAACACCUAACUCUGCUGCAACUACGGUUCGUGUAUCCCAUAACGCUGCAGUAAGUGGGUUGGUUGUUGCAGUUGAUACUACAUCGAAUAGUAGUGUCGUUAAUACAUCUGCUAAUAAGAAUCAGACAACUACACACGCAACCGGGUGUGUCACUGCUGAGUCAGAAACGCCUAUGUGUGUUCCUACAACAACUACACUUUCAUACAAUGCUGCAAAUAGCAGAAGACAAACGACAUAUGAUAACGCAUGCGCAAUCCCACUUCCUGCCAUACCGAGUGAAAUAGAAAAUGUUGCUACAAGAGGAAUUACAAAUGAAAGUGCGUUGGAAGCUACAUCAGGUUCAAAUGCUGAACAACAGUCUAACGGUGAUCUAACUAAAUUACCAGAUGACUCGUCCACAGUGACAAAUGUCACCAACAGGGUAAACCAAGCAAAAACAACAGCUGUUCAUAAUCUUAAAGACAAUGCCAGUCCAUCGUCCUUGUCACAACCUAUUGCGGGAUCACAUAAUCAAAACAAACCCCAGUCAAAUCGGAAAACUGUUUCGUUUGACAAUGCAGCAUUUCAAAUAGACAAAUAGAGGCAUAAACCUCAAAAAGGAAUAUAGCACCGAGUGAGAACUAUUAAGUUUUAUUCAAGAAGAAUUGGCUCCAAGGAUCCAAACUCGAUAUUUUCCAACAAUGAAUCGAAAACGUCAAAAUUUUGUUGUUUAAAAAUUCAAAAUAAAUAGUCCAAAAGACCAAAAUUCACGAUCCAAAUGAUGAA